This is a messenger RNA of Knipowitschia caucasica, 324 nucleotides long. The record is from the annotation of a GenBank genome assembly. NCBI's taxonomy places the organism in Eukaryota, Metazoa, Chordata, Actinopteri, Gobiiformes, Gobiidae.
AUGGGUGGGGACAGGGGACCGGCUGAUGAGGGCUGGCCAGGCAAAGAUCACAGUCCGGGGGCAAGAGGAGUCAGCAGCAGGCCCCGGCCCUGGAUGUCUGGGUCUAACAAGCGGAGAGGAUUCCGCACGGGUCAUGGUUUUGAUGAGGAGAAAGUUACGGUCGUUGAGUCUCCUUUUGACUGGUGCAAAUCUGAGCUGACCCGGGCCAUUCCACACCGCUUUGGUGCACUAAGAAUAUCCCUCAAUCACCUACAGACGGUCAGAAAGUCCAAAGUGGCGAUCUCUCAAGAAGUCUGUGUGAUCGGCCACUUAAGUCAUUCUUAG